This is a messenger RNA of Rhinolophus ferrumequinum (greater horseshoe bat), 1520 nucleotides long. RefSeq names its product cell cycle regulator of NHEJ (gene CYREN). The transcript is spliced from 4 exons. Gene Ontology annotation, cellular component: cytoplasm; nucleus. The record is from RefSeq and is a predicted model, not a curated record. Gene Ontology annotation, biological process: double-strand break repair via nonhomologous end joining; negative regulation of double-strand break repair via nonhomologous end joining. The coding region runs from base 387 to 857 and encodes 156 amino acids. NCBI's taxonomy places the organism in Eukaryota, Metazoa, Chordata, Mammalia, Chiroptera, Rhinolophidae.
GAACACGGAAGCCCAAAAGUCAGGGCCUAUUGGAGAAGAAGAGUUCCGAGGAGCCUGACUAGAGUUUGCUUAAGGAGAGACACUGUCAGGACCCAGGACAGCGGGGCCGGCUUCUCGUAGCUGCAGGCCGGGAGCGGGGACCUCGCGCAAGCCGCCUGAAGGGGGCGCGCCCGGGCCUCGCCGGAGCAGGAAGUUGUAGCAGGAGCGGGGCAAACGCUGGAGCCGGGGACAUCCGGCGCGGGACCGCGGAGGAAUUAAAGCUUGACUCCCAGUUGGGACAAACAGGUCUACAAUUCCUGGAGUGAUGAAUCGGAUUCGCUGUUCUGAAUUAGAAAAGCAAGCCAGUAAGCGUGGGCCCUGACUCCACUUCAUGAGCGACUAGAGAGAUGGCAGCCUUGAAUUCUGGGGAUAAAAAGAGGGUCCUUCCUGCCUGGAUGACAGCCCACGUGGCUGAGAAGAGAAUGGUGCCAGUGAAGAGGAAGAGAAUGGCAGCGGUGCCGGUGGCUGCAGCAAGACUUCCUGCAGUGAAGACUGUGUACUGCAUGAGUGAAGCCGAACUCGUAGACGUUGCUCUGGGCGUCCUGAUUGAGAGCCGAAAACAGGAAGAGGCGUUGGAACGGCUGCCUCUGUCAGGCGCUGAUAAGCUAGAGCUCUCCCCCACCUGCUCAGCGGCACCGUCACCGAGUUCAUUGAGUUCUGGAAGUGGAAGUGAGGAUGAAGGCAAUGGCAAAAACGGUGCCCCUUCCCCAGGCCUUGGCCCUUGUCAGGAGCCUGCGGGUUCUGACUCUGCCUGUCCCAGAAGCCCUGAGGAAGACGAUGAUGUGCUAAAAUACGUCAAAGAGAUAUUUUUCAGCUAAGGGGCAGGCUACCCGGGACUUUCUUCCCAGAGCAGCUGAAGGAGAGAGUGCUUUUCCUGUCUGCCUGGGGGCUGCUCCCAGCUCCACACCUCCUUGGGCUCGGGACUUGGGAAGUGAGGAAUCAAUGAGCUCCCAUUAGAAUUCCUCUCACAGUGUGUCCUCUUCCAGCUCAGGUGCUCUGCAAUCCCGAUUGUCUGUUGUAUUAGGUUACCAGGCUCCAGGGAAAAUGAGGUUGUGCUGGUCAAAUUUAUCGGAACCAAACAAUCAUCUUAAUAGUUUUCAAAGAAAAAAAACAGUAUGGCUGCUAAAUACACUGGAAUUCUUCCACUUUAGUCAAUGUUCAAUCUCUCCCUAAGGAGGAAACUAUUUUAAAACCAGUUUCCUUUACAAGGCAACCGCUCGUCCGGCCCUGAAGGCGUGCUCUGCUCUGGGAGCUUGAGGCGCUCGGGGUGCAGCCUGUGCCAAGCCCCUGCCAAUCAGACAGGCCUCCUCCGCCGGUUGUGCCCUUCCUUCCACUUGGCGACCUUGGCCUUCACCCCUAGGAAGGCAGUUUUUUGUUUUGUUUUUUUUUCUAAAGAUUUUACUGGGGAAGGGGAACAGGACUUUAUUUGGGAACAGUAGUGUGUUUUUCCCGGGACUCGUAAGCUCCAUCCAAAUCAAGUU